Stegastes partitus (bicolor damselfish) is the source of this 1818-nucleotide messenger RNA. Its product is annotated as neurturin. Bases 92 to 823 code for a protein of 243 amino acids. Gene Ontology annotation, molecular function: glial cell-derived neurotrophic factor receptor binding; receptor tyrosine kinase binding; growth factor activity. The record is from RefSeq and is a predicted model, not a curated record. The transcript has 3 exons. Lineage: Eukaryota; Metazoa; Chordata; Actinopteri; Pomacentridae.
CUUGCCUGUGGAGGUCAGCUGAAGACGACGCCACGCAGCUAAGUCUGGAUUAGCCGGCCAAACGAGUUUCAAUGCUCCUCCACGUUCUAAGAUGAAGUUAUGGAAAGGUGCUACUUUUGCCUUCAUGCUCUGUGGUGCAGCCCUGUCCACCAUCCUUGUUAGAAACAUGGCCACUGUGGGACAGUUCAAACUUAAGACAAAAUAUCCACACACAUCUUCAUCCUCAUCAAGACCGUCUUCAUCAUUAGAAUCAACAUCCAGAACCUCAUCGUCAUCAUCCUCAUCAUCCUCAUCCUCCUCCUCAGCAGAACCAAGAGUGUUGCCCCAGCAGGUGGGAGGUCUUCACCGGAGGAUCCGUUCAGCAGAUGACAUGAACUCCGUCCUCUCAGAGUUUUCCAUGAUGUUCCAGAGCUUCACGGAGGGCGAGCUUCAGCAUGUGAUCGGAACCUUGCUAGACAGGAAGAAGGGGAAGAGCCGGCGCGAGAACCAGGCCCGAAGGACUAAAAGAGCCCGCAGACCUAAACCCUGCUCUGUGAGGGAGCUGGAGCUGACAGUGAGUGAACUGGGUCUUGGUUACGAGAGUGAUGAGACAGUGCUACUGCGCUACUGCAGUGGCAAAUGCACAGCCCACCGGCACAACUACGACAUCACAAUGGAGCACAUGAUGAGGACGGGCUUUAAGGAGAAGGGCCGCAGGGACAAAGUUAGCAACGGGCCCUGCUGCAGACCGAUUGCAUUUGAAAAGGACUUUUCCUUCCUGGACAACAAGAGCCGCUAUCACACAAUACAGAAUGUGUCAGCAAAGAAUUGUGGGUGCGUAUGACCCAGAGAAAUGGACUUAUCACUUCUUCAUGCUGCUUUCAGCCUCUGUUGGAAGAGUCAAACAUGGAUGCUGUUAAAAGACAAACUGUGGAAUAUAAUCUCAAAGGGAGGAGGAGAGGCUGGUUAUGGCUGCUGCACAGUAGCCUUUUGUGACAGACUGACACUUUGAUGUGUGUCACCACAAGCUGGGACCAAAUCAUAUGGCUAGCAAGUGUUGUGCUGGCUGUCAUGUAAAAAAAAGACAGAAAAUGACUGUUGAUACCAAAACGUUUUUAUCUUUUCUAUCUGUGUAGUAACACUGUAAACUGUGGUGUAACAACAACGUAGCAACAUUAUGUUUGCGAUAUUAUAUAUGAGUAGUAAUAAAUGCGAUAGACUCACGAUGAUGAGCCAUGGUGGACUAGAUCAUUGCUGUUACUGCAUGUCCCACAGGCAUUACCUUCACUAAGUUCAAAUCUUGUAGUUUCAAGGGUUAUAAUGACCGAAGCCACUUUUCAGGGAGAAAUGUGCAGAAAAAUACAUUUUGAAGCCAUAAAUAUAACACAGACAACGAAAACACAAUGUACCGAUGUUCACUUUAAGUUCUGCACUGGACAGUUUGACCCGUCGACCCGAUUCUAAUAUCUCGGGAUCAGCUAUGUGCAGCAAGUAUAUUGAUUUAAAGGUGUGUUGAACUGUUGUUAUCACAGACCAUGACUUUGUGACCUGUUUCCCUGCUUGUAUGCAUUACUGUUACUGAUUGCAGUGUUAUUACACAGGUGAGAGAACAAGUAUUAUUGAUGCAAUUUUGACAGUGAAAGGAAAUCAUUUUCUAUAGCUCCAGGUUUGAUACCCACCUUUAAUAAGUGUGUUUUACAGUGUACAUUGAUGUUGUGUAGAUUAACUAUGAGGACCAGCUUCAAAACCAAAACUACACUCUCACUUUAGCAGUAGAAGAACAUGAAAAUGUCCCCCAUCUGCUCUCCAUAGAAUAGCUCUCUUUUUUUCUACUUUCCC